Molecule: messenger RNA, 1235 nt
Organism: Rhipicephalus sanguineus (brown dog tick)
Lineage: Eukaryota; Metazoa; Arthropoda; Arachnida; Ixodida; Ixodidae
Exons: 3
Coding region: 411-1235 (274 amino acids)
Source: RefSeq, a predicted model, not a curated record
CUUGUGGUACGGCAGUAGGCGUUGUAGCAGCGCAGAAGCCGUGUCUAAAAGACAUCGACCAAUAUGCCGGAUGUUUCACAGGGACGGGUGCACCGUUUUCGCGACCACGAAGUCGAAGGCGCCAACUGGCGACCGACGCGGUUUGUGGACGAGGUGCGGAUUCGCGUGUUUGCAGCCUCUGCCGCCUGAUUCCGAAGCGCAUCCUGCUGCUGCCGUGCUCGCACACUCUAUGCGAAGCGUGUCACGCCGCCAACUCGCAAGGUGUCCGUGGGCGGUGUCCUUUGGAUCACGAGACGUUCGAGGAAGCGGAAUGCUUCGGCCAUCACUUCCCGACCAGGAAAGUGAAUGCACUGAAGGUACACUGCUGGAAUGAAGCACACGGCUGCGAUUUUGAGGGCGCCGUGAAAGAUAUGCUGCGUCACUACGAGAAGGAAUGCACGUUCCACGCAGUGGAAUGCACGCGAUGCGGUGAGGAAAUCCUACACGGGAACUUGUCGACGCAUUACGUGACCGAAUGUGUUACUGGUGCUCCACCGGCAAGCGCAGUGAACACUUCCUCGCAAUCUAGGGAAACGAUUCUUCAAGGCGUUGGCGCUGCCCUCCAAGAGUUCAAGACGCUGUUGACGAAGGCCAACUACGAGGAGACGCUGCCUGCCAUUCAGAGUUGCCUCAACGAGCUCCUAGAAAAAGUCAGGAACCAGGAAUCCAGGAUGGCCGAGGUUUAUCGAGAGGUCGGAGGAAAUGCAGAGACCGCUCAGAACGCGGCCCGGACUACCUCGACCUCGAAGCAGGAGCCUGCUUCUCGGAGGACUCCGAAGACUUCGAUAGGCACCGAAGCAAGCACGUCGUCCUCGUCACUGUCGUGCCCGCAGAACAGGUCGGCUCCCCUAAAGCCGGUUUCGUUUCCCAACCUGCCCCGAGAUGUUAUGAGGAACAUGCGGAAAACAUCCACGCAGGAUUAUCCGCAACAUUACGUUGUUAACCCUAACCCUCGGAAAUAUCGAUGUGAUCUAGAGUUAAUCACGGCACCUUCGACUACACGUUCAUGGAGCGAAGUGCGUAGGAGCGUGAAAACACUAGAUGACAGGUUGAAGAAGUCUUCCGGCUUUCGAUUUAUCAACAUUUCCUGUGAGCAGGAUGGUGACGACGACGACGACGUGCCGGCUACAUCGGCUCGAUUUCGCCGAGAAAUCGGUCCCUGCAAAACGACCGAGGAAGCCGUGGCCCCGUGUUGA